Molecule: messenger RNA, 936 nt
Organism: Rotaria socialis
Lineage: Eukaryota; Metazoa; Rotifera; Eurotatoria; Philodinida; Philodinidae
Source: the annotation of a GenBank genome assembly
AUGUUUCGUGCAAAACACGGAAUCGAAAGUCCUUUAGCAUAUUCGAUAGCUUCAUGUAAACGUCCAUGUCGGGCUUUGUGUUUGUGUUGUCAACAAUAUUUAUGCCGUGAUCAUCUGAAAGAGCAUGAUGAUUUAAUCGAUGCAAAACUUCCACCAUUAGUCGAUCAAAUCAAUACACUUUCGGAUCAACUGAACAAAGGAACUUCACUCGAAUCAUCUUGUAUUACUGCUCUGAAUCAAUGGCGUGACAAUGCCCAUAGGACAGUGGAUCAAUUUUAUGAAAGGAAACGUCAGCAAUUCGAAGAGCUUAUUCAAGAGAAAAGAAAUAGACAGAAACAAGAAGUUAUUCACAUAGGAUCCAAUGUGAGCGAACUGAUUCGGGGACAAGAGGCCACAAAAGAGCAGAUCGAUUCAAUCACUGAUUAUGUUCGAAUUCUCGAACAAGACAUUAAUAAAUUUGAACAGAAUCAAUUCGUCCUUACUCCGUUGGUAAUUGAUGACAGCCUAAUUUCGAUUCGACAGGAUGCUGCGUCACAUGGGCUUUUGUCUUCGACAACGAACAGUGCCGAUUCCAUAUUGAGUAGUGGCAACCAUCCAUCGGCACGUCAAAAACGUAAUAUCGGUACUGCAGAUAAUGUUUUUUCAAAAUCGAUCAAGCUGAAUAGAUGGGAAAUUGAAGAACAAACUGGAAUUACGGAUACCAUGCGAAUAAAUAUAUUGAGCAUAAUAAGCACUACGAUGGAUACACAUGAUCGAUCAGCAACGAAGGCAGUAGCGAGAGAUGUAAAAAAUUGGCUCGAUGGAACUUAUGGAAAAAGUUGGACAGUGGAAAUUUAUGAUAAACAGGAACAUCAGCCACAGCGUAAUAUUACGAGUUCAAAAUAUUUCCAGGUGAAAGAUACAAAAUUCGGAUGGACUAUUUUAAUGUUUAAAUAA